AUGCCGGAGGGCGUGGCCAAGGAUGGCAAGGAUGGCAAGGAGGACGGGAAGUCGAAGGCCAAGGUCAAGGAGGCGUCGCCGCGCCGCCGGCCCGCCGGCAACACGACGAGGGUCAACGUGGAACUCCUCGACGGCUCCAAGAUGGAGUUGGACGUCGAUAGGAAGAUCCGAGGCCACGAGCUGCUGGCGAAGGUGUGCGACAGCCUCAACCUGGUGGAGAAGGACUAUUUCGGUCUACUCUACGAGGACCGCGGUGAUCCGCGUGUCUGGAUAGACCUCGAGAAGCGGGUGUCGAAGAUGAUCAAACGCGAGCCGUGGGACGUUCGGUUCGCGGUGAAGUUCUACCCGCCGGAGCCAGCUCAGCUGCAAGAAGAACUCACCAGGUACCAGCUGGUGCUAGCCGUGAGGAGGGACCUGCUGGAAGGGCGGCUGCCGUGCUCGGCGGUGACGCACGCGCUUCUCGCCAGCUACCUGCUGCAGUCGGAGCUGGGCGACUACGAGGAGUCGGAGGUGGGCGCCGGGCUCUGCAGCCAGCUCCGGCUGGUGCCGCCCAACUCCUGCACCCAGGAGCUGGAGGAGAAGGUCCUCGAGCUGCACAAGACCCACCGCGGCCAGACGCCCGCCGAGGCGGAGCUGAACUACCUGGAGAACGCGAAGAAGCUGGCCAUGUACGGCGUGGACCUGCACCCGGCCAAGGACUCGGAGAACGUGGACAUCACGCUGGGCGUCUGCUCCUCGGGGCUGCUGGUGCACAGGGAGAAGUUGCGCAUCAACCGGUUCGCGUGGCCGAAGAUCCUGAAGAUCAGCUACAAGCGGCACAACUUCUACGUGAAGCUUCGCCCCGGCGAGUUCGAGCAGUUCGAGUCGACGGUCGGCUUCAAGCUGGCCAACCACCGCGCGGCCAAGAAGCUCUGGAAGACCUGCGUCGAGCACCACACCUUCUUCAGGCUGACGAGCCCCGAGCCGGCGCCGCGCGGCGCGCUGUUCCCGCGGCUGGGCUCGCGCUUCCGCUACAGCGGGCGCACGCACUACGAGUCGCGCGCGCAGCCGCCGCAGCGCGCGCCGCCCCACUUCGCGCGCACGCUCUCCUCGCGCAAGCUCUCCUCGCGCAGCAUGGACGCCUUGGCAGCUGGAGACAAGGACGAGUCCAUGCCGCCUGACGCCGCCAAGCGUCACACGAUGCCCCCACAACCUGCACCCAGGCCCACCAUCAAGGACAAGAAGCCACCACCGGGGGCAGUGAAGGUGAUGCCAACUGCGCCGCCGGACAAGAAAGAGGAGAAGAAAAUCGCGGAGAGAAAGCCCGCAGAGAAUGGCACAGACACAACCAGCGAUCCGGGUCUUACAAACAACGCCGAGACACCCAGGAAGUCUAAGGCGGGAGGCUUCGGGCUUUUCGGGGGCAGGAAGGACAAAUCGCCUAAAGAAGAAAAAUCUCCUAAAGACAAAUCUCCCAAAUCGAAAGACAAAUCGCCGAAAGAAAAAGACAAGAAACUAAAGGACGUUAAAGCGAAGGUCGCCGUACUCGAUACGUCUAACGACAGCUCCAAUUUGGACAGCUCUGUUGAAAAAAGUCCAGUCAAAGGUGACGGAAAGCCCAGUUUCACUAAACCUUACGAAUAUACUGAUACAGAGAAAAGUCCUUCUCGCACAAAGCCCUUCAUACAAGGGGCAUUCAGCUACGAGAAGCCAAUUUCUGAUGAAAAGCAACGAAAUCUCGAUGAAAGCCAGAGUCCGACUACUCGAAAGGCGGGACUGGCAUUCAAUUACGCGCCGGGUGAAGAUAAGAAAGUGGCCGAGAGUGCGGAGAAACGUAAAACACCCGAAGAUCCUAAACUAAAAACACCAGGCAUUGAUUACGUUCAAUCGGCCGCUCUCAAGGAACAGGCCAAAGGACCGAAACAUCUCAUAGAUCCAACCUUGGCCUUGUUGGAUUCAGAGAGAGCACACCACGAAACACCUGUUGCCGCUGCAGUGCCAAUCACGAAGAAAGAAAAUGAGAUCCAAGUCGUUAUUAUCACGGGCCGAUACAAUCCAAAGACGAAGAAACUCGACGAUGCCAAUGGUACUAUUAUUGUAACUAAGGGUACUUUGAACAAAGCUAACGGAAAGGUAGAAACGGAGACGGAAUUGAUUAACACAAAGUCUGGUCAGGUGAAUUUUACCGAUCCUGCGACAGGAAAACAGGAAGUUAAGAAUGGUCACGUUGAUUCAAAAUCUGGCCACAUACUAUUUACAUCUGGCGUGAUUGACCCUAAGACAGGUAAAAUCGACCCAACGUUGGCACAGCAAUAUUGUUUUGUUGAGAAGUCUGAAGACAAAGUUGGUGCUAAACCUGGUAAGGAAGUCAAUUUAGUUGUUAUAACUAGUAAAUAUGAUGGGAAACAUAAAAAGCUUGACCCUUCACAUGGACAUGUUGAUGUUUCUAAGGCUAUUGUUGCACCAGACGGUAUGGUUAGUUCAAACUACGGCCUGAUUGAUCCGAGAACUGGUAAAAUCGAUUACAUUGAUCCUAAAACUGGCAAACAAGAUCCAAAACAGGCAUAUGUUGAUCAAAAGACUGGUAAUCUUUUAGUAACAACCGGCGUCAUUGAUCCAAAAUCCGGUAAAAUAGACUCAUCACUUGGACAACAGUUCAGUAUAGUUGAAAAAGAUGCAACCAAGGCUAAUAGGGAAGUGAGAUUGGUUGUGAUAACAAGCAAAUACGAUAUCAAAAAUAAAAAACAGGACCCAACUUUUGCUCACGUAGAUUCAAUCAAAGGAGUUUUGAGUGGUACAGACGGCAAGAUUUACUCCGAAUAUGGAAUUAUAGACCCUAGAACUGGUGAAAUUCAAGUGACAGAUUCAAAAACGGGAAAACAAGAAAUCAAAAACGCCCAAGUGGAUCCAAAGACUGGAAACAUUUUACUACUGUCGGGAGUUAUUGAUCCUAGAACCGGGCAAUUGGAUACUACUCUAGGACAGCAAUACAGUAUUGUUGACAAGCCAAUUUCCACGUUCGCCUCGGUUCCUGGCAAGGAAGUUCAAGUAGUAGCAAUUACUAGCAAGUUUGACGCGAAGAAUAAAAAAUUAGACACACCCAAUGGAUUCAUCGAGGUAUCCCAAGCCGUUAUCAGUGAUAAAGAUAGUAAAGUACACUCGAACUUUGGCAUUUUGGAUCCUAAUACGGGAAAAAUUCACUUUACAGAUCCAAAAACCGGUAAAAGAGAUUCAAAACAAGCUACGAUAGAUCCAAAAACUGGUAGCUUCAUUUUAACUUCCGGAGUAAUCGAUCCAAAGACUGGCAAAGUUGAUUCCUCACUUGCUCAACAAUUAAGUGUUGUUGAUAAAGAUGCUCCAAAAGGAAUACCAGAAAGGCGUGUAAACCUGGUUGUUGUAACAGCCAAAUGUGAUCCUAAAACCAAGAAACUAGAUGUCGCGACUUCCUAUGUUAAUACGUAUCCUGGGACAAUUGAUUCCGAUGACAAGGUUCACACAGAGUUUGGAUUAAUAGAAACUAGCACGGGACAAAUUACUAUCACUGAUCCACUAACCGGUAAGAAAGAAGUUAAGAAAGCGACAGUUGAUUCUAAGACCAGUAAUUUACUCCUUACAUCGGGUGUUGUUGAUCCUCGAACUGGGCAAUUGGAUUGCACCUUAGGUCAACAAAUCAGCAUCAUUAAGACGCCUAAAGAUACAUUUGCUGCUGUACCUGGAAAGGAAGUGCAAUUAGUUAUUAUUACAAACAAAUACGACUCAAAAAACAAACGGUUGGAAAAUCCUAAUGGACACGUCGAUACUUCAAGGGCCAUUGUUUCUUCUGAUGGUAGAAUCCAUUCUAAUUUUGGUAUCUUGGAUCCUAAAACUGGGAAAGUGGAACAUUUUGAUUCUGUAACUGGUAGACAAGAAAUAAAACAAACCGUAGCCGACCCAAAAACUGGUUAUUUCAUACUUUCAACAGGUAUUGUAGACCCUAAAACCGGUAAAGUAGAUUCAUCACUUGCUCAACAAUGGUCUGUAGUUGAUAAAGAUACACUAAAAGGUCCCUUCGAAAAACAUAUUAAUUUGGUCAUAGUCACAGCUAAAUAUGAUGCCAGAAACAAGAAGUUGGACCUCACUAAUGCUGAUAUUAAUUCUAUUCCUGGAGUUAUAAAAGAAGACGAUAAAGUUUAUACAGAAUUUGGGAUUGUUGAACCUUCUACAGGACAGAUUACUACCGUUGAUCCAAUGACAGGGAAACAUGAGAUUAAAAAAGCAAUUGUAGAUAGUAACACUGGUAAUCUUUUAUUGACAACGGGUGUUGUCGACCCACAGACUGGGACUGUUAACCCUGAGUUAGCCCAACAGUUGUCUAUUGUAAAUAAACAGAUCGGUAAGGUUCCAGCAGUACCAGGCCGAGAAGUGCAACUUGUAAUUAUUACAAGUAAAUAUGACCCUAAGUCUAAAAAGGUAGACAAUCCUAAUGGAUAUGUUCAAACAUUACCAGCUGUUAUAUCAAGCGAAGGUAAAAUAUACACCAGUAAUAUUGUUUUGGAUCCAAAAACGGGGAAGAUUGAGCGAACUGAUCCUAAGACAGGUAAGCAAGAAGUUUUGCAAGCAAUAAUUGAUAAUAAAACAGGUCAUUUUACUCUUGCUUCCAAUGUCAUUGACCCAAAGACUGGAAAAGCAGAUUCUUCACUUGCACAGCAUUUGUGUGUGGUGGAAUCACAAAAACGGGAUCCCGCAAAAUAUGUUAAUUUGGUUAUAAUAACAUCUAAAUAUGACGUAAAGAAUAAAAAAUUAGAUCUAUCACAACCCUAUGUUGACACGAUUGCUGGAAAAAUAGGUGCUGACAAUAAAGUUUAUACGGACAUAGGGGUAAUUGAUCCCAGUACUGGGCAAGUUACCUUUAUUGAUCCAAUAACCAAGAAACAAGACAUUAAAAAGGCAUCUGUCGAUCCCAAAACUGGGAACCUAAUGAUUACAACGGGUGUCGCUGAUCCUCUGACAGGAAAUGUUGAUCCAACUUUAGGGCAACAAUUAAGUAUAGUAGAAAAUCCAAAGGAUACCUUUGGUGCUGUCCCCGGAAAAGAAAUACAGAUAGUAGUUGUUACAAACAAAUAUGAUACGAAAAACAAACGACUAGAUAAUCCUAAUGGUCAUAUAGAGACUUCGCGUGGAGUCAUUUCCGCAGAUGGAAGAAUACAUACAAACCAUGGCAUUAUUGAUCCAAAGACGGGCAAAAUAGAACAUGCUGAUCACAAAACGGGCAAGAUGGAGGUCAGACAAGCUAUAACUGAUACAAAAACUGGCCACCUAAUUCUUACCUCUGGAGUCGUUGAUCCAAAAACCGGAAAGGUCGAUUCUAGUCUAGCCCAACAAAUUUGUUUAGUGGAUAAAGAUAUCAAGCCUUUGCAAAGAGAGAUGCAUUUAGUUAUUAUAACAACAAAGUAUGAUCCUAGAACGAAGAAAAUUGACGCAAAUCAAGGUUUCGUUGAUACAAUUAAUGCAACUAUCACACCUGAUGGUAAAAUAACUACAGAAAUGGGCACGAUUGAUACAUCGACUGGUGAAAUAACUAGAAUUGACCCUGUAACUGGCAAGAAGGAAAUAAAGAAAGCUAACGUGGAUCCUACCACCGGUCACCUGUUGAUAACAAGUCAAGUUAUUGACCCUAAAACUGGCAAAGUCGAUCCGACAUUGGCUCAGCAAUAUAGCAUUGUAAACAAAAAAGUUGUUCCACAUCCCAAACCUGUUUCUAAAGGUGAGAUUCGACUCGUUAUAAUAACGGGCAAGUACGACCCACGAACCAAAUCAGUUGAUGCUAAUUCUGGUACAGUGGAUGCUUCUAAAGCCUAUGUUAGUGUGGAGGAUGGUAAAAUACACACUGACUUUGGCAUUAUCGAUCCAAGAUCUGGGCAAAUACUUUACAAAGACCCAAUAACCGGCAAACAGGAGUUAAAACAAGCUGAAAUUGAUUCUCAAACUGGUAACUUCAUAGUGACAUCUUCUGUGGUAGACCCUCACACCGGUAAAGUAGAACCAUCCUUUGCUCAACAAGUCACCAUUGUUGAUAAACAGAAUGUACUGUCUAAAGUAGCGCCCGCAUCACAGAGAUCUAGUGUUUCCCCAGCUAAACAAAUUAUAUCUCCAGUAAAAACUCCAACACAGACCACUAUUCAAACGCCGCUUAAGUCACCAGUAAGAACUUCUUCUCCCAUCAUAAGUAGCCAAGCGCAAAAAGCUUCGCCAGUUACAUCAGUUUCACCCGUUCCAAAACCACCACCUGUUAAACCUACAGCAGCGCCUCCUGCUCCACCUAAAAGAAAGAUUGUUAAAAUUAUGGUUAUAUUCACCCGAGUCGAUCCUAAAACUAAGAAACCAGAUUUAAGUACAGCAGAAGUGGAGCAUAUCACUGGUAUACUUGACCCGAAUGGUCAGAUUGAAACUAAAUAUGGUGUUUUGGAUUCGAAUAAUGGAAACUUAGUGGCAACUGAUACGACUGGCCAGAGAAAGACAAAAGAUGGUGUUGUAUUCCCUGAAACUGGUCAAAUAUUCAUUCCAUCUGGUGCCGUUGAUCCGAAGACAGGUAAAGAUGAUCCAAACUUAGGUAUGAUAUUAAGCAUUGCCAAACAGGACGAUCCCCUUGUGGAAAUUACUACCAUCACGGGGCCGAUAGACCCAAGAACAGGAAAAGUUGAUAUUGAAAAUGGUUCUGUAGAACACACCAAAGGAAAAGUUGACGCUGAGACCGGACACAUUUCGACUAAAUAUGGAGUUAUCGAUCCCUCAAAUGGAGUUAUAUUUGUUACUGACACCUCAGGUGCACAGGACACAAAACCAGUAGAAAUCGAUGAAAACAACGGUCAAAUUUCUAUCAUGGGUGUAGCAGAUCCGAAAACGGGAAAAUUAGAUCCAAAACUUGGCCAAGUGCUAGUUGUGGGUACGCAUAUUGAUCCCGUUGUUGAAGUGACCACCUUCGUUGGCAAAGUUGAUUCAAAGAAAGGAAUAAUUGAACCUAAGCAUUCCGUUAUUGAAAGCACAACGGGACAGUUUAACCCGGACAGUAAUAAGAUAGACACAAAAUAUGGUCAAAUCGAUUUGGUCAAGGGCACGGUGACAUACAAUGAUCCCAAGACGGGUAAAUUCGAAAGCAAGGAAUUCAACGUUGACCCAGUCACGGGCCAGUUCCUUCUUAGAGGCGGGCAGAUUAAUCCAAAGUCUGGUAAACCAGACAAAGACAUUGGCCGCUUGAUUUGCUUAAGAAUCAUUCGUAAUAAAGUAGAUCCUGUAUCUGGCAAACAAAUCGUUUCCAACGAUCCCAGGAAUGUUAAAGUAGAUCCUAAAACAAACCAAAUCUGGAUCGCUGGCCCUAAAGACCCUCAAACUGGAGAGGUGCUUUACACUGCUGGCCAAAUCGACCCCGUCACAGGUUAUAUAAUAACCAUAUACGGACGUCUUGAUCCGAAGACAGGCACGAUUAUCAGGACAACGGAAAUCGACAAAACUCUUAUUAAGGUCGACCCGAUUAAUGGGCAAAUUUACACAGCAACCGGCGAGGUCGACGAAGACAAUCAGCCGUUGUAUUCGGCUUCCCAAGUGGACCCCGGCUCCGGUGAAAUAUACACCAAGCUGGGCAAAAUUGAUCCUCGCACCGGCAGGCUGAUCAUAAUCAAAAUAUUCGUAAUAACGCAGAAGGACGAAAAGGGACGCGUGAAGGAGGUGGACCCCAGGGAGUGCACAAUAGACGAAACAACCGGCAGGAUCAUCACAACGAAGACCGUGUACCUGUACCAAAUCAUUGACCCGAUAACCGGCGAAACAAUCGACGUGGACCCCGACGACCCCAGACUGAAGGGCGCCAGGACCACGGUGACGCAGACGAUGACGCUCUCCGGCAAAAUAGACCCUAUCACCGGCAGGAUAAAGACCGAGUACGGCGACAUCGACCCGGACACAGGAGACAUAGACCCCAGCACGGCGGUCAGGGACCCCGUCACGGGGCAGCUGAUACUGCACUACUCCCAAAUAGACCCCUCGCACUUCGAGGACAAGAGCGGCAACUACACGAUAGAGAAGGAGACCCAGGACCUGCCGGCGAACAUAGACAUCCAGACGGUGAACACGCACAAGUUCUCGACAUUCGGCAAAGACGAGAGCCCGGCGCGCGGCGACGAGCCCAAGACCUUCACGGAGUACACCACCAGCGAGCACAUCAGGCACCAGGGGUACGCGUCCAGCACCCCCCUGUCCUCGAAGAUCCCCGUUUCGCAGAGGACGAAAAAGACCCCCACCCCCCCUGUUGUGGUCAAGACCACGACCAAGCAACUCCUCACCAAAAACGAGGAGGGAGUGACCCACAACGUCGAGCAGGAGGUCGAAAACCUCGGCACUGGUGAGGUCACCUUCUCCACUCACACAAACAAGGCGGAAAGCCUAGAACCGAUGGAGGGGAAGAGCCCGUACGUCACCGCUCGGGCGGUGACCACCCGGACGGCGACCACCCACCACGACCUCGACACGAAGGCUAAAACGCAGCAGAUGGAAGAGAAGACUGUAGCGCACACCCUCACCUCAUCCGCCACGAGGCAGGAGCAGCGCGUGCUCACUCAGCAGGUCAAAACGAUGGUCACCACCGGCGAUCAGCUGACUAGGCGCGGCUCGGAGAGCUCGCUGAGCAGCGGCGACUCCGGCACGCCGAUCGACCUCGAGGAGGCCGCCGAGGGGGCCUACUACGUCACCGAGCCGGGCUCGUACCGCACCACCACCACCAGCACCGUGAUGGGCAACGCGCCGUUCGGCAGCAUGCUGCAUGGCGCCACCACCAGGACCAGCAUAGGUCCCGAAAUAGCCGAGAGCAAGCUGGAGGACGUAGCCGAGGGCGAGGUGGUCUCCUCGCAGACCAUCAGCUCCAAGACGCGCACCGUCGAGACCAUCACGUACAAGACGGAGCGCAACGGUGUGGUGGAGACUCGAGUGGAGCAAAAGAUCACCAUUCAGUCCGACGGCGACCCCAUCGACCACGACCGCGCCCUCGCCGAGGCCAUACAGGAGGCAACGGCGAUGAACCCCGACAUGACCGUGGAGAAGAUCGAGAUACAGCAACAGAGCACGCAGCCC
Messenger RNA from Iphiclides podalirius (scarce swallowtail), 9078 nucleotides. The record is from the annotation of a GenBank genome assembly. NCBI's taxonomy places the organism in Eukaryota, Metazoa, Arthropoda, Insecta, Lepidoptera, Papilionidae.